AUGGCGACCAACAUAGAGUCGGAAAGACCGCGCACGCGCGCGAAAAAGGCUUGUUUAGCGUGCAACGCGCGUCGCGUGCGUUGCAAUGUGCUCGAUAUGCAGCCCUGUCGCAACUGUGUGUCUUGGAACCUUGCUUGUGAACUGGGAGUAUCACGGCGGGGAAAAUACCCUCGCCGGAAGAAAAAAGCCUCACUAGGAUCGAGUGAGGCCUCGCAAAGCGCAUCGGCUACUCUGCUUCCUCAGCAGGGCUCUACUCAUGAUCAAACAUUGCAUUAUGACCUUUCAAAUCGCACGGAGACGGGGGAAAGUACCAUCCAUAAGACUGUAUUCCUCGGUGAAUCAAGUCCCUUGACAUGUGUUGUUGAUGAGGGACGGCGAUUACCGGACAAAGGAUAUGCAUGUGGGAUACAGAAGGGACGACUGCACUAUUCUAUCUCGGAGCUUGGCGGCUCUACAGAACCUCAUGUUAAUUCUCUUAUCAAACACCGGAACUCCCUCCAAGAUCGUCUCAUUCGCGAGAGUGCUCUGAUAUUUCCAUCACCCGCGAUCUGUGACAUACUCCUCCGUGCAUAUUUUGAAUGGUUCCACCCGUGCUUCCCAAUUCUUGAUCGCUCACAGGUCCAGGGUGACUACCAUGAAAACAAAAUUUCGCCUCUACUCCUCCAAGCAAUCCUCUUCAUUGGAGUGAGCAUGUGCUCGGAUACUGAUUUAGGCGCGACAGGGUACAAGGAUCGCUACCAUGCAAAGGGUACCUUUUAUUGGCGUGCAAAAGAAAUUUUUGAUGUCGGAUGGGAGACCGACACGAUAAUCAAGCUACAGUCACUAUUCCUACUAAGCUUCUGGCGCGGAGGACCUACAGAGGAGCGAGACGUUCGCUUUUGGCUUGGAGCAGCUAUUGACUUGGCCCAGAAAAAGGGCAUGCAUGUGAUGUCCAAGUUGCCUUUCUUGAGUGAGCAUGACCAAAAGAUUUGGAAACGGAUUUGGUGGGCGCUAUAUGUUCGUGACCAGCAAACUUCCGCUGCACUAGGUUUACCAUCUCGUAUUCGUGAUGAGGAUUGUGAAGUUGAAGGGCUUCACGUUGCGGAUUUUGAAGACGAAAGUUCUGUCACAACCUCUCAGACUUUUCAGAAACCGCCCGCGGCCCACAUUACAUACGUGAUCGGGAUGGUCCAACUUGCCAAGCUAUUACGCGAGGUUGUCACUAGCCAGUAUCUACCUGGCCAUUCAAAACUGGAAAACCCAUCGCGCCCGUUACUACACAAACGUUUGUCAGAGUGGGAGUCUCAGCUUCCAGCAGAGAUGCAGCUUCAAGCGUCUACGAGUCAGAAAGUGAUGUUCCUUGUUGGCAUGCUCCAUAUGGCUUAUAACAAUCUCUAUAUUCUGCUAUAUCGACCCAUCUUUUUACAACAACCAAACGAGGCAACGAGUACUGAGGGCAACAUCGCUUUAGACGCAGCCAUAAGGAGCACGCGGAUUCUCGAGGACAUGCUCUCUGAAAAUUUGGUGCAACAUGGGCCGGUACAUCUUAUCACGCACACAUUCUCCGCAUUGUGCAUCCACACUAUUCACUUUGCGCGGGUGGCCAACACAGCCCGUAAACUUGCAGAACAUCGGGCAAAAUUGUGUCUACUUGGACUUAAAGAGCUUCAGAAGUCCUGGGACUUAGAGAACUGGGUUUUGGAUCUGUUCUUUCGCUGCCUCGACGAUAACAUUGCUCGGAAUCUUCGGCUCGCCGACGUCGGGAUGCCAUUCUCCAGACCACCAGGGCGUUUAGCCCAGAGAUCACACUCGUCCGAUUCUCCAGGAUGCAGUGCUCCCUCAAACGACACUGAGAACUCUCUUGCUCUACCUGGAAAUGAAGUCCACUUGCCCAUGGCUCACAUAAACUCGUCGUUGAAUGCAACAGAUGACGCAUCCGCCAGUAUGGACUGGUAUGAGCUCUUCAACGUGGAGGGAGAUGACCUUUUAGGGCUUGCUGGAUCUUUGACAAACCCGGACUACCUGAGUUCUCAAAACUUAGAUUUGUUAUACCGUUUUCUAUAG
Molecule: messenger RNA, 2043 nt
Organism: Penicillium maclennaniae
Lineage: Eukaryota; Fungi; Ascomycota; Eurotiomycetes; Eurotiales; Aspergillaceae
Product: Zn(II)2Cys6 transcription factor
Exons: 7
Coding region: 1-2043 (680 amino acids)
Biological process (GO): regulation of DNA-templated transcription; DNA-templated transcription
Molecular function (GO): zinc ion binding; DNA binding; DNA-binding transcription factor activity, RNA polymerase II-specific
Source: RefSeq, a predicted model, not a curated record